Messenger RNA from Myotis lucifugus (little brown bat), 1688 nucleotides. It is a transcript of the gene SMARCD3, whose product is annotated as SWI/SNF related, matrix associated, actin dependent regulator of chromatin, subfamily d, member 3. Gene Ontology annotation, cellular component: nucleus; SWI/SNF complex. The transcript is spliced from 14 exons. NCBI's taxonomy places the organism in Eukaryota, Metazoa, Chordata, Mammalia, Chiroptera, Vespertilionidae. The record is from RefSeq and is a predicted model, not a curated record. Bases 164 to 1576 code for a protein of 470 amino acids. Gene Ontology annotation, biological process: regulation of transcription by RNA polymerase II.
GGCCAAGCCGAUCGCUGAGCGGGAGCGGGCGGCCGUGCUCCCGGCCGUCCCGGGGGAGCAGAUCCUCCUCAGAAUGGCGCUUGGAGCUGCAGGCGAGGUGGGCUCUGGGCCCGCACCCCGAGGGGGCACCGGAUGAGUGCCCUGCUGCAGCACCCUGCCACCCAUGACUCCAGGCCUUCAGCACCCACCCACCGUGGUACAGCGCCCCGGGAUGCCGUCUGGAGCCCGGAUGCCCCACCAGGGGGCGCCCAUGGGCCCCCCGGGCUCCCCAUACAUGGGCAGCCCCGCCGUGCGACCCGGCCUGGCCCCCGCGGGCAUGGAGCCCGCCCGCAAGCGAGCAGCGCCUCCACCCGGCCAGAGCCAGGCCCAGAGCCAGGGCCAGCCAGUGCCCACCGCCCCCGCGCGGAGCCGCAGUGCCAAGAGGAGGAAGAUGGCUGACAAAAUCCUCCCUCAAAGGAUCCGGGAGCUGGUCCCUGAAUCCCAGGCUUACAUGGACCUCCUGGCAUUUGAGAGGAAACUGGAUCAAACCAUCAUGCGGAAGCGGGUGGACAUCCAGGAGGCUCUGAAGAGGCCGAUGAAGCAAAAGCGGAAGCUGCGUCUCUAUAUCUCCAAUACGUUUAACCCUGCGAAGCCCGAUGCUGAGGAUUCUGACGGCAGCAUCGCCUCCUGGGAGCUGCGGGUGGAGGGGAAACUCCUGGAUGACCCCAGCAAGCAGAAGCGAAAGUUCUCUUCCUUCUUCAAGAGUUUGGUCAUUGAACUAGACAAAGACCUUUAUGGCCCUGACAACCACCUAGUUGAGUGGCACCGAACGCCCACCACCCAGGAGACGGAUGGGUUCCAGGUGAAGAGGCCGGGGGACCUGAGUGUGCGCUGCACGCUGCUCCUCAUGCUGGACUACCAGCCUCCCCAGUUCAAACUGGAUCCCCGCCUGGCCCGACUGCUGGGCUUGCACACGCAGAGCCGCUCAGCCAUCGUCCAGGCCCUGUGGCAGUAUGUGAAGACCAACAGGCUGCAGGACUCCCACGACAAGGAAUACAUCAAUGGGGACAAGUAUUUCCAGCAGAUUUUUGAUUGUCCCCGGCUGAAGUUUUCUGAGAUUCCCCAACGCCUCACAGCCCUGCUGUUGCCCCCUGACCCAAUUGUCAUCAAUCACGUCAUCAGCGUGGACCCGUCGGACCAGAAGAAGACGGCGUGCUAUGACAUUGAUGUGGAGGUGGAGGAGCCACUGAAGGGGCAGAUGAGCAGUUUCCUCCUGUCCACGGCCAACCAGCAGGAGAUCAGCGCUCUGGACAGUAAGAUCCAUGAGACGAUUGAGUCCAUAAACCAGCUCAAGAUCCAGAGGGACUUCAUGCUAAGCUUCUCCAGAGACCCCAAAGGCUACAUCCAAGACCUGCUCUGCUCCCAGAGCCGGGACCUCAAGGUGAUGACAGAUGUGGCAGGCAACCCUGAGGAGGAGCGCCGGGCUGAGUUCUACCACCAGCCCUGGUCUCAGGAAGCGGUCAGCCGCUACUUCUACUGCAAGAUCCAGCAGCGCAGGCAGGAGCUGGAGCAGUCGCUGGUGGUGCGCAACACCUAGGAGCCCUCCAAAUGAGCACUGCGGGCCAGGGCCGCCUGACCCAGGCUCUGCCAGCACCCCUCUGCCCACCUAUGGGAGGUGGGGAACUGGAUUAAAGGUCAUUCAUCUGCUA